UCAUCAAUGAAGCCUCAUUUGAAUAAUGCGCGAGCACUUUGGACCGGAGCCAAUCAGCUGUCAGAAGAGCAUGAUAAAUCGCAAUGCAUUAUUGAUAAUAAUAAUUACUUUGACAUGCGCAUUUCUACUCGAGGGGCUAAUUUCCCCCAACCUGGAGAAUUUCUAAAGAAGAGGGACUAAAUAGUCUUACUAUUCGCCCCUGAUGGUUGUAGGUUACCAUGUCGAGGCGAAAGCAAUCCAAACCACAGCAUAUCAAUUCAGACGAUCCCGCUUCGACACAAAAUGGGAUCUUGCACAACGGUCAAGGUGAGGAUGAUGGCAAUGAUGCUAAGAGGCGACGAUCAGAGGAGACGAGGGUUUGCGACAAAUGUUGCGCAGAGUUCUUCGAUGAGGGAGAGUUUCUCGAACAUGAGAGAAAUUGCACUAAGAGUCAGCAGGUGGUGAUCAUGAAAGAUGGCGAUGGGAGUGAAGUGACCCCUGAUUUCUCCCAGCAUUCUCCGGGUGAUUUCCUUGGAAAUCAGUCUACCAGUAAUUCACAUUCAAAGCAUAGUGCAGAGUCCGAGGAAAUGAUGGAAGGAGAGAUCAUGCUGAACCAGGAUGACCCCUCAAAUCACCAUCAAGAUUUGUCUGGCAGUUCAGAUGUGGGGUACAUUGUAUCUUCCAAAUUGCAAGACUCUGUGACUCUGGAGUCCAUGGCUUCUACUAAAGUUGCUGUAACACAACAGUCAUCCAGUUCAUUGAAUCAGAAGUCUCCUCCCACACAACCACACGAAGAUGCCUUUUUUGCAAUCCCCAUGAUCCUGGAACAGCUGGUCAGUCUCCAGCAGCAACAACUGCAGCAGAUUCAGCUAACCGAGCAGAUACGCAUCCAGGUGGCCAUGAUGGCACCUCAGAGUUUCCAUGCAACACUGGGUGCCGCUGUGGAUCCACUGAAAGCACUGGGUGCACAUUUAUCACAGCAGCUUUCAGCCGCAGCUGCCCUCAUUGGCAAACGGAUGGGCUCCCAGAACUUGUCCUUGGAAGCCUUAAAACAAGCCAAGCUACCUCAGUCUGCCACCAUCCCCACAUCCCUAACUGGAGGUUUGGUCUCCGUGCCCUUAAAAGCAGACUUGAAAGGACUUCCCGAUUUAGCUAGCCGACUUCCAGCGCUGCUUCCUCAAUCCCCAGGGGUCAUGGGAUUACAGAGUCCCUUUAAUACCCUUGCAACAAGCAUAGAUUCCUCUAAAAAGGCAAAAAAUAAGAUCCCUGGCAUGUUGGAGUCAAAUAUGGUCUCUGGUGAACCUAUGUUCAGGCACAAAUGCAAAUUCUGUGGGAAGACAUUUGGAAAUGACAGCGCUCUACAAAUCCACUUACGCUCACACACUGGCGAAAGGCCCUUUAAAUGCAACAUCUGUGGAAACCGUUUCACAACCAAAGGAAACCUUAAAGUGCAUUUCCAGAGGCACAAAGAAAAAUACCCACACAUCAAGAUGAAUCCAUAUCCCGUACCAGAACACCUUGACAACAUGCCAACAAACAGUGGCAUCCCUUAUGGCAUGUCCAUGCCCAUAGAUGAAAACAGUUUUGUGGACACCAAACCAGUGCAGGGGCUUCCCUCGACAAGUCUCCAUCCACCAGUGCUCCAAGGAUUCAAGCCCUCAUAUGAUAUUCCAGUAGGUGGGGACCUCUACUCCCAGAGGCCUUCUUCAUCUGGCAGCGACGGUGCAUCCAUUUCUUCUGGCAUGUUUGGUCAGGAGAUGGCGGGACUGGAUCAAGGCAAAGAUUCCUCUGAUUCAUUGCACCACAUAAACGGUAAUGGUCUAUCUGGCGAAAAUGGCUCUGAUACUGCAAAACUUCAGCAGAUGGUGGAUGGCUUGGAUAAGAAGACAAAUGACCCCAAUGAAUGUGUUAUUUGUCAUCGAGUGCUGAGCUGCCAAAGUUCCCUCAAAAUGCAUUACCGCACACACACUGGUGAGCGACCGCACAAAUGCAAAAUCUGUGGCAGGGCUUUCUCCACCAAGGGCAACCUUAAAGCUCAUUAUGGUGUUCAUAGGGCCAACACUCUCCUUAAAAUGCAACACUCUUGUCCUAUUUGUCAUAAGAAGUUCACCAAUGCAGUUGUACUUCAGCAGCAUAUUCGUAUGCACAUGGGUGGCCAGAUUCCCAACACCCCUCUCCCAGAGAAUCAGUUCGAAAGUCCUGAAGCACUGGAUGCUAGCAUGACUGAGGAAAAGAACAUUGACUCCACUGGCCACGAAGAGAGUAUGGAAGAGCAAGACUUGGAUUUGGACAAUCAGGAGAAGCUGAACCUCUCUACAGAGCCCCAGCCCGCUGAUAAAGAUCAGGCUUUCCAAGGUCCACCAUCUAUGCUUACAGGCAUUGCCGCCCUGGAGAACCACAUGAAGAGCCUCACCUCUGCACUGAUCCUUCAACGACAAAGCAGCACUGCUUCUGAGAGUGAUGGUGGGCUGAAAGAUUCCCCUUCAGGGUCUGGAGAAAUGGAUUACAAGAACGGCCACAGUCCAGCUGUGUCAGAUUCUGUGUCCUUUCACUCUUUGUCCCCUAGAGACGGUCCCCUGAGUAAUGGACAAUCAAAAUCACCAGAAUCCACAAACCCAGAUGAUGGAGUAAAAUCCAGACCUGACUCUGAAGCACCUCAAGAUUUUAGCGAAAACAGUGGCGCACUGGACUUGACGUCAAGUUUUAACCCAAAACCUAUCAAAGAGGAGCCAGGCUUGUCCAUCUCCAAUGGCGAACAUGGUUCCAGUCAGUUACCAUUUGUGAGGGUGCCUCCAAAUCUGGUCAAACUGGAGAUGCAGAUUCCUCCUGAGACUCCCAUAGGCGCUCAUGGCCUCUACAGCUCCCAACUGCCCCAAGGAGCUACCACUCCUCCAGUUACUUCUGGUGCUCCUCGUCGCACCUCCAAGCAGCAUCUCUGCAAUAUCUGUGGGAAGAACUUUUCAUCGGCAAGCGCCCUGCAAAUCCAUGAACGUACACACACGGGCGAGAAGCCAUUCAUUUGCACAAUUUGUGGCAGGGCUUUCACGACAAAGGGAAACCUUAAGGUGCAUGUUGGGACCCACAUGUGGAAUAAUACAGCAAGGCGAGGUCAACGCCUCUCGUUGGAUAACCCAGUAGCUUUAAUGGCCAUGGGCACAGAGUCCAAGAUGAAACCAGACAUGCUGCCACCCCCAAAGGAUUUGAUUCCCCCACCAAUUAAUUUCAACCCAUCAAUGUGGAACCAGUAUGCAGUUGCCUUCACAAAUGGGCUGACCAUGAAGACCAAUGAGAUUUCAGUCAUCCAAAAUGGAGGCGUUCCUCUCCCAGGAGGUCUCGCUGGAGGUCCUUUAGUGGGCUCUACUGGGGGAAUAACAAAGAUUGAGACUUCUCAGAUGGGCAUCCCUGGCACAAUUGCAGAAAUGGAAAAGAAUGGCUCUGAUAGCAUAGCAAAAUUUCCACAUUUUAUGGAGGAGGGUAAAGUGAAUUAGAUGGUGAAAUGACUACAGACAGAUGUUCCCAAUCAACGGCCUGCAUUGUGCUAAUGAGUAGGCUUAAAUGUUAGGAAUUGGGCUAUUUAUUAAUUCAGUCCUUAGUUGGUACAACCAAUUCCUACAUGUAACGUUGCAUUUAAGAAGUUGCAAAUUUACAUACACUUGUUAAAUGAGCCUCGACCCUAAAAUGGGCCAUGCCUUCCUUUUUGGACUCUUAUAUGCUAUCGAUUACUUCUAGUUGAAUCUGAUCUAACUACUGUAGUUUUUCUUUUCCUUCUCUCUCUAAUAUAUGCGGGUAUUUUGUUUCUAGAAUUGAAUGUAAAUCUUACUUGAAAUGGCUUUAUUCCAGAGCAGUCUCAUAAAAGUGAUGGGGUACUCUUUGUGAGUUGCAUUUGGCUCAGCUCUAUGACCCUCAGGAAGAUCUCAGCCACAGGUGACCUGAGAUCUCCAUGUUUUAAGUUUAACAUCUUGUUUAUCUCUGCUUGACUACACAUAGUCCUGUUGUUAGUUGUGUUCCAUUUAAAGUUCAGUAGUCACAAAUAACAUUCAUUGCAAAGGUGUUCGUGGAAUACGUGCCUAGAUAAAUUGACCAUUCCACACAAUCUACUGAAAAUUUGUUUCAAUGAUGGACAUAAUGAGUAGUUAUAGUAUAGGUUUGUUUUGAUUUCACUAAGUUAUUAUAAAUUGUUUGACCCUAUAGUUGCUAUUUGCGCUUAAUACCAAAAAAUAUUUUGCUAAGUGCCUGUCUUGGAGUGCUUUUCUCCCUCUCAUCUGCCCCCCCCCCCCCCCCCCCCCCCCUUAAACCCUUGCCCUCUCAAAAGACACCACAGGAUUGUAAUAAAGGCCUUUCUUUUAUUUAGAUAUUUAUUUAUAUCUUUAUUUUUCCUCAUUCUGCUAAGAUCUGAUGUAAACCAGGCAUAUGUCAUUUAUUCAAGGAACUUUUUUUUGUUUCUUGGGCUCGUCAUUUAGAGAUCAUUUGCUUGCUUUCUGCCGUUUUAGGACCCACUGAGUUUUAGAAUUCUGUAAAUUUGCCAUUUACCAUGCAUUUUAUACUUGUGAGCUAAGCAGGCAUGCCUAUCUUGUCUCUGAAUAUCAGCAGUCAUUCUAAUCCUGGGAAAGAGUCAUGGUUUGCUUCCCAGUUGUGUAUUGUUGUGGGGAAAUGUUUUUGAGAUCGUAGUCGUGCAUUCUUGAGUUAAAGGAAUGAACUUGUGUGUAUGCACACAGAGUAACUAAACCUUAGAGACUUAACGCUGGUCAAAUUUCUACCUCAUUUAGAAUUUUUUUUUCUUCCUUUUUUUUUUUUUUUUUUUUUUUUGGCAUUGUGUUUGGAGUUAUGGUUGCAUUGUGCCCCCGUAACCUGCUGAUUUCUGUAAAAUAAUGAAUGUAUCCCCAGACACUUUGCACAACAUUUGUUCAGAAUGGGCAGACCCCUCCUGUAAAUCCUCCUCCUAAUAUGCAUUUACCAAGUUGUGCCUUUUUUUUCUAGAUGUAAAAAAAAAAAAAAAAAAAUGGUUGUAUCAUCUCUUGAAAAAAUGGGGUCAUGUCUGUAUGAUUGUUCAAAUGUUGAGUCUGUUUUAGGCUUGUUUACAAUGUAGACUUUUUUUUUUUUUUUUUUGUAAAUGUUUGCUUUUGUUUUUUUUCCAUUUCUGUUCUGAUAUUUUGAGAAUAAAAACAAGGAUGACUUUUCCAAAACUUUGUCUAAA
Carassius gibelio (silver crucian carp) is the source of this 5173-nucleotide messenger RNA. RefSeq names its product spalt-like transcription factor 4 (gene sall4). The record is from RefSeq and is a predicted model, not a curated record. Bases 219 to 3467 code for a protein of 1082 amino acids. NCBI's taxonomy places the organism in Eukaryota, Metazoa, Chordata, Actinopteri, Cypriniformes, Cyprinidae. Gene Ontology annotation, cellular component: nucleus. Gene Ontology annotation, biological process: regulation of transcription by RNA polymerase II. Gene Ontology annotation, molecular function: RNA polymerase II cis-regulatory region sequence-specific DNA binding; DNA-binding transcription factor activity, RNA polymerase II-specific. The transcript is spliced from 4 exons.